Molecule: messenger RNA, 815 nt
Organism: Daphnia magna
Lineage: Eukaryota; Metazoa; Arthropoda; Branchiopoda; Diplostraca; Daphniidae
Exons: 4
Coding region: 129-638 (169 amino acids)
Source: RefSeq, a predicted model, not a curated record
CAUACAGUAUAAAAUGAAUUCUCCGUGCUCCGUAAACUCGACAGAAGAGAAAAAGAGACGUGCCGGUUUAGUUUUCACUACAUUUGUCCACAAGAAUAUACAUAUCACUUAGGGCCUAACUGAUCAGAAUGUACACCACUUCCUUCUAUCUAGUGAUGUUGGUGCUGACACCAUGGAUGGCAAGUGGAAGGCCAGCAGAAGAGUCAGUUCAAACAGCUUCUCGAGACUCACGUCAAUUGCUAUUACCCUAUUACGUACCUGUGCAGCAACCCAGCUUCCAGGGUUAUGGAAAUCCAUUGGGAGCAAUGAAUCCAGAAGCUAAACUUCAAUUGUUACAAAGGCUGUUAGCCGUGUCAGCAGCAAUUUCCACUGCAAAUCAGCCUUCAGAUCAAUCUGGUUUCAAGACUACUCCCAAUAAAAAAAACAGUGAUACAAUAAUGGAUUCCAAACUCCAUAAACAGGAGUCUGCCGCAGAAGUACUGGCAGCACUAGGCAUCCGUAACACAGCGGACAUACUUACGCCUGAAGUAUUUCAACAAAUCGAAGGACGUCCUGAUAUGCAAUCUAUAAUGAACACGAUUAUACAAACCGUUACCAACGCCCUUAUCCAAGCCAUAAUGAACCAGUUUUUUGGUUAGUUGACAGUGGAAAUGGUCCAUUCGAUAAAAUAAUUUCUGUAUUUUCCUUCUUAGCCCUAUCCUAACUAACUUCUCUAUGCUAAAACAGUUAGACUGGCCACAGUUCUAGUUUUCUGUAAUUGAACCUAUUUAUGUGUAACUCGGCAAAUACAAUAUCAGCGCCUAUGGCAAGCCAAA